Molecule: messenger RNA, 1845 nt
Organism: Lampris incognitus (smalleye Pacific opah)
Lineage: Eukaryota; Metazoa; Chordata; Actinopteri; Lampriformes; Lampridae
Product: zinc finger and BTB domain-containing protein 26-like
Exons: 2
Coding region: 7-1467 (486 amino acids)
Biological process (GO): regulation of transcription by RNA polymerase II
Cellular component (GO): nucleus
Molecular function (GO): RNA polymerase II cis-regulatory region sequence-specific DNA binding; DNA-binding transcription factor activity, RNA polymerase II-specific; protein binding
Source: RefSeq, a predicted model, not a curated record
ACCAUCAUGUCAGCCUCCUCUGACACGCUACAGUUUUAUUUCCCUGGCUAUGGUGACUCCAUCCUUACCAAAAUGAGGGCCCUGAGAGAGGAACGCCGCUUUUGUGAUAUCACACUUCUGCUUAAAGGGUCAAAAGACACCACUGAUACCCCUCCUCUUCAUUUCCAUGGUCACCGUGUGGUGUUGGGGGCAUCUUCUGACUUCCUGCAUGACCAGUUUCUACUUCAUGAGGGACAGUCUCAGCUGAAUUUGGGUGUGGUGCAAAACAUGGAGGUUGGCAGAAGGCUGCUCCACUCUUGCUACACAGGGAUGCUAGAGGUCCCUCUUAGAGAGUUAGUGAGCUACCUCACUGCAGCCAGUGCCCUCCAGAUGAGUCAGGUGGUGGAGAGGAUUGCCCAGGCUGUCUCUAAGUAUCUUAAUCCUACGUUGGCUCACCUGAAAAUAGAAAAACAGUCAGAAGGAGAAACAAUGGAAACCCAGCAGCCAGACAGCGGCUGGCCCAACAUUAAUUUCCAAGAUCAGGGGGAAAGAGAUGUAGAACGGCCAAGCACCAGCUUUCCAAAUCAGGGGGCGGUAAGAACUGACCAUUAUGGAGCAGGCGGAUUUAAGUCUGAGCUGAUUGUGAAGCAAGAGGCCAAGGUAGAGAGUACAAAACAAAGGGAGGUCAGAGAAGAUGAAAAAGUAGAUAAAACUAAAGUUGAAUUAUCAAACAACACAGCCUUUUGCCUUGAAACCCUGGACUCAGAGGAAGAUGGAGCAGUCCAGCAGGUCCAUACAAACAGUCGUUCUUACGACCUCUACCACUAUACAGGUGCCCAUAGACGCAAACAGAGACCUCCUACAUCCUUCCGCAACCCAAAACCAUCUUCAGUCAAUGAAAGUUCUGCUACUCAGUCAGAACUGGCAGACAGCUCCCAGGAACAUGGUGAUGAAGAAGGGGAGGGGCAAAAGGAGGAGGAGGAAAUGUAUAUGUUGACUACUCAGCCACAAGAAGAUCAAGACUCAGUGGAGGCCCACCUGCUUCAUCUUGCAGGAGCAAACCUAUCGGGGAAUCAUUUAUCUGGAGUAGAGCAAACAGAUGUGGAAGGCCUCUUAGUUCAGAGGCCCUAUUUGUGCAGGAGGUGUGACCGGGUCUUCCAGCACUUGGAAAAUUACGUAGGACACCUCAAAGAACACAGGCAGUACUUGUGUCUACUUUGUGGGAAGAUCUUCUCUCAGAAGAGUAACCUGACACGUCACAUACGGGUCCACACCGGCAUAAAGCCCUUCCACUGCCCACUGUGCCACAAGACAUUUUCCCAGAAGGCCACGCUGCAGGACCACCUCAACCUGCACACAGGGAACAAACCUCAUAAGUGUAACUACUGUGCUGUUCACUUUGCACACAAGCCUGGCCUAAGGCGUCACCUAAAGGACAUCCAUGGCAAGAGUAGCCUGCAGAAUGUGCUUGAGGAAAUUGUUGAUUGAAGCCCAAGUAGCACCCAUAGCGUAAUUCUUAGGCACUGGCAUUGUUCUUAGAGAAAACAGUUUAAUCAUAAUUUCUUGGCAUUUUUCAGUCUGGACACUCCCAAGUCUGCUUUGAACUCAAUGUAAUCCACAUACCAAUACUAGAUCCUGAGGUGGUCAGGCUCGCACUGUGCUGGGACUAUCAUAUACUUUGGUUGCAGUCUAGUAAAAAUGUACACCUGAGCACUACAAUAUCAAUAGCAGAAGGUAAAAACAGCAAAAAUAAUACAAUUGUUGGAUAAAGUGCCACAUCAUCACACAUCAAAUCUGAAUGUGACUAUGGUCUCAUAAAAUGUUCAGAUCUCUUUUGUUCAGAUCUCAAAAGUAAAAAUCCAAUGA